This is a messenger RNA of Micromonas commoda, 1417 nucleotides long. RefSeq lists its product with no specific name. Gene Ontology annotation, biological process: Golgi organization; retrograde transport, vesicle recycling within Golgi. Gene Ontology annotation, cellular component: Golgi cisterna; Golgi membrane. The transcript has a single exon. Lineage: Eukaryota; Viridiplantae; Chlorophyta; Mamiellophyceae; Mamiellales; Mamiellaceae. Bases 1 to 1308 code for a protein of 435 amino acids. The record is from RefSeq and is a predicted model, not a curated record.
AUGCAGUUCCUGGAGAAGGGUUUGUCCGGGCUGGAGACCGCGGUGCACAAGGUGGACGCCCUCGCCGCCAAGGUGGCGGUCGAACGCGGCGUCGCGCGCGAGGCGGAACCCGACGAGCUCGCCACGGACCCUUCCGCGUUCGACACCGCCGACGCGAUACGCGCGCUCGCGACCAGGCUCGGCGAGUGGACCGCACCCUCGAGCGCCGACGGCGGACGCGAGAGUAAGGCGGACCUCGAUGCGACGCUGACGGAGCUCGAGGCGGCGGAGGCGGCGUCGAGCGCGGCGGUGGCGCGAAGGGACGAGGCGGAAUCGCGACUCGCGGACGAGAUCGGGGUGCGCGAUCGCGAAGAGUCGGACGCGACGGACGAGGCGACGGGGCUCGAACGCGAGCUGGAGCGCGAGCGCGCCGCGCACGCGAUGACCAGGUCGCAGGCCGAAAGCCGAGCGCGGCACAUGACCGACGACUCCGUCGAGUACGACGCGAUGCUCGAGGAUGCGACGCGGGCGACGAGGGAGAGGACGGCGGAGGCCGAAGCCGCCGAGGCAGACGUUACCGCGGCGGGAAAACUCGAGCUGGGGCUCACGCGCGAGGCGGAAGAGGCGGAGGCGGCGGCGGAGGCGGCGGAGGCGGAGGCGGCGCGCGCGGAGGAGGCGGAGGACGCCCUCGACGGUGGCUCCUCGAGGUGCUCGACGGAUGACAAAACCGCGAGAAGACUCGACGAGCUCCGCGCGGCGGUGGCCGCCGCCGAGGAGGAGGCGGCGCGGCUGGCGGCUCGCGAGCGACGCGCGAGGGAGGCGCGGGAGGCAUCCUCGUCAUCCCCCCGCGGAAGGGGUAAGGAGGAGCGGGAGCGGGACCACGCGCGUCGCAUGGCGGACGUGAACGCACAGCUGGCGAGGAAGCGCGCGCAAGUCGUCUCGCUCGAGACGGAAAAGUCAGAGUUGGAGGCGAAACUGGCGACGGUGCUUCAGCGCGCGGCGGGGGGCGGUCGGGGGGGCGGCGGCGCGGGGUCGUCGUCGUUCGGUGUCGGCGUGUUGGGGCGCGGGGGGCUCAAGCGGCGCGGCGCGGGGGGCGACACAGCUGGCGAUUAUAGGUCGAACCCCGCGGAUACCCCGGGACGGAUCGGCUUUCGCAGACGGGUCCGCGUCGUGGCCGGGCGGGUCGACGCGCUCAGCGCGGAGGCGGGGAGGCACCUGCGCAGGAGCGGCGGGUGGAGGAGCGCGAUGAUCGUGUACGUCCUCUCGCUUCACUCGCUCGCGUUCCUGAUCCUGGCGGUUCGCGCGUUGACCGCCGCGCCGGGGAAAUAGCGCUAACGUUAAUCUCGGCGCCACCUAGCUACUAGGGGGGUCGCGUCGUGUCGUCGGUUGAGAUGAAAGGCUAAGAACACGGUCGGCUAGCUAAGAGUCGACGGGGUCC